Molecule: messenger RNA, 1749 nt
Organism: Ananas comosus (pineapple)
Lineage: Eukaryota; Viridiplantae; Streptophyta; Magnoliopsida; Poales; Bromeliaceae
Product: trihelix transcription factor GT-1-like
Exons: 5
Coding region: 137-1381 (414 amino acids)
Source: RefSeq, a predicted model, not a curated record
CAUUUGCCUCCCUUUGUCUCCCUAGAGAUCGCUUCUCGAAUCCCCAAUUCCCCUCAGGUUUUGGAGGGAUUCGCGACAUGGGUUUUGCUCCGUCGGGGCUAGUCGCAAAGCCCUCUUGUGGUCGCCGUGUGAUUCCAUGUCUCUUCUUACUCUAGACCAGUUCUUGUCGCAGCCCCUCCUCCGUUGCUACCGAAGGAGGGAGGAGGAGGGCGAGGAGGAAGAGGCCGGGGCGAGGAAGAGCAUGUACUUGGCCGAGAAGCCUCGACCCGUGGAUUACUACAAGGAAGAAGCUAGGGAUAUGAUGAUCCAAGUCGUUGGCAAUGGCGGAUUACCGCCGCAGCAGCCGCCGCCUCCGCCGCCGCCGCCGCAGCCGCAGCAGAUGAUCUUCACUGAGAGCAGCGGAGAGGACCAUGAGAUUAAGGCCCCGAAGAAGCGGGCGGAGACUUGGGUUCAGGAGGAGACUAGAAGCUUGAUCAGCUUUCGGAGGGAGAUGGAUGGGCUUUUCAAUACAUCGAAGUCGAAUAAGCACUUGUGGGAGCAGAUCUCGGCGAAGAUGAGGGAGAAAGGGUACGAUAGGUCGCCGACCAUGUGCACCGAUAAGUGGAGGAAUUUGCUCAAGGAGUUCAAGAAGGCGAAGCAUCAGUCGAAGGGGAGUGGGUCGGCGAAGAUGUCGUACUACAAGGAGCUUGAUGAGUUGCUUAAGGAGAGGAGCAAGAAUGCUCCUUACAAAAGCCCUACUGCUUCCAAGGUUGAUUCCUAUCUGCAAUUCUCUGAUAAAGGUUUUGAAGAUACUGCAAUUCCAUUUGGAUCUGUUGAAGCUGGUGGUAGGUCAACCCUUAGUGUGGAAAGACAUUUGGAGAGUGAAAGGCAUCCUCUUGCCAUAACAGCUGCUGAUGCUGUAGCAACUAAUGGUGUCAACCCUUGGAAUUGGAGGGAUUCCUCUGCAAAUGGUGGCGACAACCAUCCUUCUUAUGUUGGAAGGGUUAUUUUAGUCAAAUGGGGAGAGUACACUAAAAGGAUAGGUAUUGAUGGCACUGCUGAGGCAAUUAAGGAGGCCAUCAAAUCAGCGUUUGGAUUAAGAACUAAAAGGGCCUUUUGGCUCGAAGAUGAAGAUGAUGUAGUUCGCAGCUUUGACAGGGACAUGCCAUUAGGAACUUAUACUCUUCAUCUUGAUGAGGGGAUAAGUAUCAAAGUGUGCAUGUAUGACGACACAGAUCGCAUACCAGUCCAAACUGAAGAAAAGACUCUCUACACUGAAAAAGAUUUUUGCGACUUUCUCUCACGCCGUGGUUGGACUGGACUAAGAGAACUUAGUGGCUUCCGAAGUGUUGAUACAUUGGAUGAGCUUCGUCCGGGUGCGAUGUAUCAGGGCAUAAGGUGACUGAGAUUAAGAGAGAUCUGAAACAUUCAACUCAGUGAAGAAUAUUUACUGAUUUUUUUGAAGAAGUUAUACAUACUAUUGUUGGCCUGAAUAGAAGCAAUGACCUUCUAUUUUGGACUAUAUGAAGUUACUUUAUUUGCUUUAGCACGCAUAGAUCUGAUUUAAUGUUUGAACUAGUGUUUAUUUUUGUAUCUAGGGGCUCAUGAAACUGUUACCAACCCACAUAUGAGUUGGUUAGGGCUCUCAAAUAUGUAGAUAACCUUCACACUGUGAAUCUUGCCGGUAAAAGCCUUCAGACAUGUUUUCUGUUGGUUUAAAACUUUCUGGUCGAUGAAUGCGGCGAAUGUAAAUUUUAUUAUUUAUCAUCU